Molecule: messenger RNA, 2393 nt
Organism: Toxorhynchites rutilus septentrionalis
Lineage: Eukaryota; Metazoa; Arthropoda; Insecta; Diptera; Culicidae
Product: transketolase-like protein 2
Exons: 4
Coding region: 107-1990 (627 amino acids)
Molecular function (GO): thiamine pyrophosphate binding; transketolase activity
Source: RefSeq, a predicted model, not a curated record
UGUUCAAUGUUUCCAGUCGGCAUCCAAUCACCGUGGAAGUUGGGAGUUUAGCUUUGCAUUAUUUGUUAUUUUCAAAAGUCAAGUCAUUCAUUCACUCACUGCAAACAUGCCUACUUAUCACAAGCCAGAAUCGAAAACCAUACAGGAGCUGAAGGAUAUCGCGCAUAAGUUGCGUAUACAUUCCAUUACUUCCACUCAGGCUUCGAAAUCCGGACAUCCAACGUCAUGUGCAUCUGUCGCCGAAAUUAUGUCGGUUUUAUUCUUCAAUACAAUGCGCUACAAGAUCUCCGCUCCACGUGAUCCAUCAUCGGAUCGAUUGAUUCUGUCCAAAGGACACGCCGCGCCAAUUCUGUAUGCCGCAUGGGCCGAGGCUGGCCUUUUCCCAAUAAGUGAUCUUUCGAAUCUGCGAAAGAUUGAUUCCGACCUCGAAGGUCAUCCAACUCCGAGAUUGAAUUUCAUCGAUGUUGGAACUGGUUCGCUCGGCCAAGGUGUAGCAGUUGCCUGUGGGAUGGCAUAUGUUGGCAAAAACAUCGAUAAAGCUGAUUACCGAACAUACGUGGUGGUCGGUGAUGGUGAAUCAGCUGAAGGUUCCAUCUGGGAAUCGUUGCAUUUUGCUGGUCACUACAAACUGGAUAACUUGUGUGUAAUCUUCGACGUGAACCGAUUGGGACAAUCAGAACCCACAUCAUUACAACAUCACAUGGAAGUGUACCGUAAGCGAUUGGAUGCUUUCGGCUUCAAUGCAAUUGUUGUCGACGGUCACAAUGUGGAAGAAUUGUGCAAAGCAUUCUAUGAAGCUUCGAUCACCAAGGAUCGUCCAACGGCAAUUGUUGCCAAGACUUUCAAGGGCAAAGAUUUCCCUAACAUUGAGGAUUUGGAAAAUUGGCACGGAAAGCCGCUAGGAGAGAAUGCAGCUGGUGUGAUUGAGCAUUUGCAGUCCAUCAUCCGUAAUAAUGGGCCAGUACAAAUGAGUCCUCCAUCUCCGCUUAAAGAAAGUGCCAAGAAAGUAGAUAUUAGCAAUAUCCAGUUGGCAACACCGCCUGCAUACAAACUAGGAGAAUCUGUCGCCACCCGUCUGGCCUAUGGAACCGCUUUGGCCAAGAUUGCAAUGAAUAACGAUCGCGUUAUUGCAUUAGACGGCGAUACGAAGAACUCCACAUACUCUGACAAGUUACGCAAAGCAUUCCCAGAUCGUUUCAUCGAGUGCUUCAUCGCAGAGCAGAACUUAGUUGGUGUUGCUGUUGGAGCAGCCUGUCGUGACCGCACUGUUGCCUUUGUUUCUACUUUCGCUACAUUUUUCUCUCGAGCAUUUGAUCAGAUCCGCAUGGGAGCCAUUUCGCGGACAAAUGUGAACUUUGUGGGCUCACAUUGUGGAGUGAGCAUCGGUGAGGAUGGACCCAGCCAGAUGGGCUUGGAGGACAUUGCAAUGUUCAGAGCCAUUCCUGGAAGUACUGUGUUCUAUCCUUCGGAUGCAGUCAGCACGGAACGUGCUGUCGAACUGGCUGCCAACACUAAGGGCGUAUGUUUUAUCCGUACAUCCAGACCAAACACUGCUGUAAUUUACGACAACAACACACCGUUCCAAAUUGGCAAAGCUAAAAUUGUGAAACAAAGUGCAAAUGACACCGUUUUGUUGAUUGGCGCCGGUAUAACUCUUUAUGAAGCACUCAACGCAGCAGCCGAGCUUGAGAAGAUCAGUGUUUACGCGCGUGUAUUGGAUCCGUUUACUGUGAAACCAAUUGAUACUGUAGCCAUCGUACAGAAUGCCAUUCAAUGUGGUGGACGUAUUGUUGUUAUCGAAGAUCAUUACAAGCAAGGUGGACUCGGCGAAGCUGUUCUUUCCGCUGUCGCAGAGCAGCGAAACAUUGUUGUGAAACACUUGGGUGUUGAGCAGAUUCCCCGCUCUGGACCACCAUCUGUUCUCAUCGAUAUGUUCGGUCUGUCUGCUAGAUGCAUUAUAGCUGCAGUGAAUGAUAUUCUAAAAUUGUAGAAAGUUUACAAUUUUGCAACCUUAUCGGAAAUCGAAAAUCAGAAAACGGUACAUUCCCUCUGAAAUUCCCAGCGUCGUUCAAAACGUUUAAAAAUUAUUGAUCCACUGUUAAGUCACGAAUAACCUUUAAGGUAAAAGUGACUAUAAAUAAACAUAACAUUCUAUGGUUGAAACAUUCUGAUAACAUAUUUUUUACAAAACUUUUUCAUGUUUAAAUUUUCUGUUAGUAAUUUGGUUGAUAUACCAUGGGUCUUUUGCCGUUCUUUUGAUAUGGAUUCAUUCUCAUUGCAUCUUACAAUUCAUUGCAUUCAAAAAAGGCAUUUUUUUAUUGUUCCAUAGGGUACUGGUACGUUCGCUUGUUGAGUUUUUUCGUUUGCUUCAAUCAAUAAACUGCUACAAUUGA